AUGGCCUCCAACGGCCAUCCGAAGGCGAGGAACGGUGCUGGUGUCGCCCAUGGAAAGCCCAGCGCUGCGAGACGUGUGGUCCCUGUCAUUCCCCUCCCUAUGGACCGUCGCGUCAAGGCCAAUGCUGCUGCAAAGCAGGCCGCCGCCGCCGCCCAAGCUGCGGUUGUUGCGACCCUUCCUCGACCCGCCACCACGAAUGGCUCUUCUUUGAAAAUACAGCAUGACGUCGACUCCGCGCCGAAUACUCCCAAGACCAUCGAGCUCGAGGUUGCCGCAGACGAAGACAAGGGAAAACCCGUUGCCACCAAUGGUACUGAAGAGACGCCUACACCCGCCGACGCGGAAGGCGACGACACCAAGGAUCGCGAGGCUACUGAUUCUCAGGAGUCUUCUGCCGCGAUCCCGACUCCAUCCACGACCGAAGAGUCCGAAUCGACAGACAAGACCGCCGACCAAGACCUCCCCCGCUCCGCUGAAGAGCCUGUUCGAGGUAUGCCCGCUCUUGGCACUUGCAACUGCGGCCACACAUUCUCACACACUGCAGGCAAUGGCCACAUCACCUCUCCGCCCCCGAUCCGAGAUGCGAAGAAGGAGAACACCCACCAGCAUCCGUCGACUUUCCGACCCCCUCCCGUUAUUCCUCCUGCGCGAUACAAUAUGCCCCCCAAUGGACACAAUGGCUCUCGCCCCUCGCCCGUCGUCAUCAAUGGCACAUCUCACAGAGGCCCUCGAUCAGUCCACAACGGGCCACCACACAUGCAUGGUCCGCGGCCCAGCAACGGAAGCCUUCAGUUCGGAGGUUUUACUUCCAACUCGUCUUCUCCGGCGCCUCCUCACUCGGGAGGCUUCAUGCCGCCUCCUGGCAUGCCCCUCCCCGACGGACGCUCGUUCAACGGUGCUGCCAACGGUUUCCAUCGCCAGAUGCCCUACGGUACUGAGUUCGUCCCCGGUACAGCUGUUGACGGGUUCGGUCGACCUCUCCCAGGUUACGGAAGCAUGGAGCAGUAUCAUCCUCAUCUGAACGGUGGCUACGGACCUUCGACCCCUCAUAGUUUCCAGGGAUCGCACUCUUCGGCUCAUGCGGAUGACACAGGUGCCCUGGGCCACUACCCCGCGCCUGGCAUCCCCAACGGUACGGCCCACGUCGAUGACGCUCGCUCUCACCCUCCUCCGGCCGGAGCUUUCGGUGUACCACCUCCGCGAAUGAUGCCUGGGCCUAUCCCGCCCCCGCAUAUGAUGCACCCCGGUCACGAGCAUCAGGGACUGGACGACAUGGCCGCUUACCUCCGAUCGCAAUUCAGAGACCCUGCCUUUGCUGACUGCACCCUGGAGCUUCGAUACUUAGACGACCGCGCUCCCCCCGUCCGCCUUCCUGGUCACCGCCUCAUUCUUGCCAGAAGCCAAGCUGUCCGCAACGUUCUAGAGUCUGAUAACAUUGAAUCCAGCUCGCCCGGCGCUAACCGCACCAUCCUCCUCCAGUCCGAUGAUAGAUACCUCCGAUCUGAUGCCUUCUGGAUGGCCGUUCAGCACUUGUACGCCUUCCCGCUGCUGGACAUACCCGACCCAGCUUCCAAUGGCAACUUCACCAUGGCUGGUAACGCAGAUGAUCGCUUCGACUUUGCCCUUGGCUACGCUGCCGCAGGCCACGUCCUCGGAUGGCAGCCUAUUGUCUUCCGUGGUCUAGAAAUAGCGUCACAUUCCCUCAGCUGGUCGACUAUUGAGCGCGCCCUUGGCUUUGCGCUCGGCGAUCUGCCUAGCCGUGCCUCAGCUGACAGACACAGUCAGUUUGUCUAUGGCGAGCCUGUACAAAUCUUGAUGAACGGAAUCAUCUCGUUUAUCAUCAACAACUUCCCGCCCGACUUCACCUUGGAUACGUCUGUCGCCGAUCCUGAGCGCUUUGCCCGUCUUCCCUUUGCGUCGGCAUCGCCUCGUACCCGAGAAGGAACGCCAACCAUUGCUUGCGGAACGGCCGGUCAAGACCGUCGUCCUCGGCCCAUGCACAUUCAGUUCGGCGAUCUCGCUUUGGGCCCUGACAACACGUCGAAUGGCUCGGAUUCGACGUCGCAAUCCUCUCAGCAACAAAGCAUCCGAUCGACUCUUUCCACGAUUCUCAUCAAUCUCCCGUUUGCAUACCUGAAGCCGGCCCUCGAGUCGAGCGGCUAUGGCAAUGUCAAUGGAUGGGCCAACAUCGAGGCACGGCACCAUGUCAUGCGAGCCGUCGUUGGCGAGCGGGAGACCAGACGUUCAAGCGUGAUUGAGGCGGCCAGAUCCGGUGCGCUGCCGCACGCUGAUUCCAUCUUGUAUGGCCUGCAGAGCACCGAACCCCACCAGAAUGAGGAGUGGCAUGCCCUAGGCUGGCGCGAGGACGUGGUCUCGUACGUUAACGGCGACGCGCCGUCUCUCGGCCGGCAAUGGGUUCCAUUAAUCGCGCAGCCAAGUGGCACCCACCACAUGGAGACUACGAGCCGAGCGGCCUAUCCCUGA
Molecule: messenger RNA, 2484 nt
Organism: Colletotrichum orchidophilum
Lineage: Eukaryota; Fungi; Ascomycota; Sordariomycetes; Glomerellales; Glomerellaceae
Exons: 3
Coding region: 1-2484 (827 amino acids)
Source: RefSeq, a predicted model, not a curated record